Molecule: messenger RNA, 210 nt
Organism: Vanrija pseudolonga
Lineage: Eukaryota; Fungi; Basidiomycota; Tremellomycetes; Trichosporonales; Trichosporonaceae
Exons: 1
Coding region: 1-210 (69 amino acids)
Source: RefSeq, a predicted model, not a curated record
AUGCCAGACCUCUCGCCCGCCGCCGCCCGCGCAAUAGGCCGCACCGCCGCGCUCCUCCCACCCCCAGCCUCGACGCCAACAGGCCACAUCGCGGCGUUCGUCCUCCGCGCCGCGCUCACCGCGCUGAUCGCGUGGAUCGGAGUCGGCUUCCUCCGCUCGGGCGGCGUCGCGCCCCGCGUGCACUAUCUCAACGCUGCCGGGGCGGAAUAG